This is a messenger RNA of Megalops cyprinoides (Indo-Pacific tarpon), 961 nucleotides long. RefSeq lists its product as uncharacterized. The record is from RefSeq and is a predicted model, not a curated record. Bases 27 to 677 code for a protein of 216 amino acids. The transcript is spliced from 6 exons. Lineage: Eukaryota; Metazoa; Chordata; Actinopteri; Elopiformes; Megalopidae.
GAGUGAGCAUUCGGCUUUGAGUCACCAUGUUUGAAAGUGCUCUGGGCACAUGGCUGCUGGCCAUACUGCUGGCCACUGUGGAGUGGGCCGGGGGAGAGGAAACAGCAACCAAGACCAGUGCUCCCUGUGUGGACCGAGUUCAAUGGACCAACCUAGUGAAAAACCUUGGCGAAGGCAUUGAGACAUCGCAUGAUCAGAAUAUUCUGGUGAGGAUGUCAGUCUUUGUUAAAAUCAAAGAGGAACCCGCAUACGGCUGCGUCCUGCAGAAGAUCUUUGAAUUCUACGAUCAUGUGUUACAAAGGUCAGGAGAAAACUACACGGAUGUGAGGCAUUUUGCCCGCCGCCUGAAGAAAUGCCUGCUGUCGGUUCCCUGUCCGAAGGUUUGCAGACGACUGUACAAAAAAGCAAAAUCAACACCAAUGAAUGAGACCAGCGAAAGCGAGUCCCUUGAGCCAAAAAAAGUGGCCAUUCUUCAGAUUCAAAAGCUUCAGCAGGCACGGGAACAGCUGGAUGACGUGAAGACUCUGGAGAAGGCCAUCGUAGAGCUGAAAGAUCUGGAUUUCUACCUGCCGGAGUCAAAGGAGGAAGAGGCAACCGGCACAAAAUGCCUAAAGAAACAGAACAGGAAAAGCAAGCCUAAAAAGCAAGCAAGCCUAAAAAGGCAAAGGUGCAGCUAAAAAUCAAUGAGGAAGGAGAAAAAUUUCUUAUCUGCAAAUGUUCUUAGUAACAAGUACAUACUACUCAGUACAUACUUACAGGACAGACAUUCCUCCAUUUGGCCUCAAAUAACAUCAAAAUGUACGGUUUCAGAUUUCAGCCUGAUGGGGGUAACAUUUAUAUAAAUGCUCCAAUCAUGUUAUUGGCAGUUGCCCUUCUGAAUGUAAGUAAAGUUGUGUGGUAUAUGCCAUGCUUAUACUAAUAUGUAAUAUGAAAAAUAUGUAAAUAGAAUCUAAAAGAGAAA